Molecule: messenger RNA, 1811 nt
Organism: Cotesia glomerata
Lineage: Eukaryota; Metazoa; Arthropoda; Insecta; Hymenoptera; Braconidae
Exons: 3
Coding region: 864-1655 (263 amino acids)
Source: RefSeq, a predicted model, not a curated record
AUAUUUUCAAAGUUUAACUCUUUAAGAAUAUGUCUACGAGAGGAUUUUUGAAAAUUUAAAUUAUUUUCGGAGCUAUAGACAUUUUACUGACCCGGCCUCCAAACUGGUUCGGUUGGGUCUAGUCGAACAAAAGACAUUAGGGAUUCUCCGUCUACCUGAAUCUAUAUUUCUCAUGUUCACUAACAUCCAGCUGCUGGCAGUCAAAUCCCAACCUCGAAAACACGUGGACGUAUGUGCAGUGAUCGAAGGAUAUUUUGCGAGUAAUAAUUUUGAUUCUUAUAAAUAAAAUGGAUAAAAAAUCCACAACGAAAAAAUAUAAGCGUGCAGAUCGACCAACAAAACGGAAGUUCCACGACAAUCGGCACACUGUAGAAACAGACACCAGUUUUACUAGCUCAUCAGCAGCAAAGUUGAGAAAAUCAAACGAUGCAGAGGUUACAACAAAAUAAUUAUGGCUACUGUGUUUUAGAGUUUUUUACUGUGUGUUUCGGCACUUUCUUCUCUAGUUUUGUGUGCAAAUUGCAAUGAAGAAAUUAAAUUUUCACAAACGACUUACCGUGGAGUAGGUUUUAAAAUUAUAUUACAAUGUAGUUGCGAAAAUGACCAAUAUAUACCAUCAUGCCCAUUUAUUGAAAAAUGUUUUGAAGUGAACCGAAAAAUAAUAUUUGCUAUGCGGGUUUUGGGAGUUGGCAGGGAAGGAAUCAACAUCUUCUGUAGUCUGAUGGAUAUUUGUCAAGGAAUAUCAAUCGGGGCUUACUACGCUUGUGUCGAAAAUAUCCAUUUAGCUACAUCUGCAGUUUAUAAUCUUGUCAUUUCCAAAGCUGUCAACGAAGAAAAAGAUUUAAUUUCAGCUUGUGAUCCAAAUGCAAAUCCAACGGAGUUUACAGUUUCUGGUGAUGGGACUUGGAAAAAAAGAGGUUUUAAUUCUCUAUUUGGCAAAAAAUGGCAAGAUGGAAGUAGAUGCUGUUGUGGAGAUGUUCUGUAGAUCAGUUGAAAAACACGGAGUGAAAUACGUAAAAUAUAUUGGCGAUGGUGAUACAAAGACAUUCAAAGGCAUACUCGAUAUGGAUCCUUAUGAUGGUAACCCAUUGGUAGAAAUAAAAGAAUGCGUAGGUCACGUACAGAAUAUGUAUUGCCCACCUGGUGCGGAGAGUUGGUGUGCGUGGCAAAAAGCUGCAUCUGAGGAUACCUUAGAGGAGUUUCAGCAUGAUAAUGUUCCUCUGUGUGAUAAAGUUUUAGAAAUUAUAAAACCAAUUUAUGACAGUUUAUCAUCAGAGGAAUUAUUAACUCGAUGUUUAGGUUCUGAAACUCAAAACAAUAAUGAGUCUCUAAACUCAUUGAUUUGGACUUUCGCGCCGAAACAUAUUCAUUCUGGACCUAAGAUAAUUGAAAUAGCAACAUUUCUCGCUGUUUGCAUUUUUAAUGAAGGUUUCAUUCCAAUUUUAAAAAUGAUGACCCUUAUGGGAAUGAAAAUUGGGCCGGAAGCUCAUUCAUUUGCUGUGAGACGAGACAACGCCCGGAUUGAACGCUCCGAAAUACGUACAUCCAACGCUUCAAAGGAGGCCAGAACUGCUCGAUUGGAAGAGAGAAACGCAGAAAAUAGUUUUUUUGAAGUAGAAGAAGGUCUGAUGUAUGAAGCAGGAAUGGCAGAUUGAAUAAAAAUGACUAGGAGGAUUGAAAUCAUGUCAAAACUCAUCUGCCAAUUUUUUGACGCCCCCCACUUCAUCGGCUGCCAGUUUUUUAAAUUUUUGACUUUUUUUUUUUUUUAUUUUUUUCUGUACUUUUGAAACAUUAAUAAAUAACUGAUAAAA